ACCCUAAACCCUAUCACACUCCAUCUUAUCUAUCUCAUCACAAUCCCACGAGUCUACUCAUCAUUACCGUUGCCAUUGUAUGCGCCGGAGCUUUUCCUCGAAUGUCUCGACACUCAGCCGGCCGACCCCGGCCGACGUAACUCAAGAGCCGCCGUGAUUCCCACAAACCCAUCUUUCUCAACAAACCUGAUGAGGGCGGUGAGAAACCUCCGGUUCGCUUCUGCCUCCACAAGGAAACCGGAAGCCAUCGUCGCCGCCGUUACCGAAACCCACAUCAGAGCAACAAUCUCCUGCUGCAAACACCUGAACCUCGAGCUCAAAGUCCGCAGCGGCGGCCACGACUACGAAGGCUUCUCCUACACCUCUCCGGUGCCGUUCGUGAUCCUAGAUAUGUACAACUUCCACAAAGUGGACAUCAACCUUAAGGACGAGACCGCGUGGAUCCAAUCCGGAGCCUCUCUCGGCGAGCUUUACUACAACAUCGCGAAAAAAAGCAAAGUCCACGCUUUCCCCGCCGGAGUGUGUCCUAAAGUCGGCGCCGGAGGACAUUUCAGCGGCGGAGGGUUCGGGAAUCUCUUGAGGAAAUACGGUUUAUCGAUUGACCACAUCAUCGACGCGCAAAUCAUGGACGCGGACGGGAAAGUCUACCGCGACAGACGUUCUAUGGGAGAAGACGUGUUUUGGGCGAUUCGCGGCGGAGGCGGUGGGAGCUACGGCGUGAUUCUUGCGUGGAAGCUUAAGCUCGUUAGGGUUCCGGAGAACGUCACCGUUUUUAAACUGGAGAGAACGGUGGAAGAAGGUGUCAUUGACUUGGUCCACAAAUGGCAGCAAGUGGCUCCGGUUAUCGACAAAGAUUUGUUUAUCCGGUUAGAGAUUAAACCGGUUUACCGGAGCACUACAUCAAAAUACAAGACCAAGACGAUUAACGUUUCCUUCAUUGGAAUGUUUCUCGGUUCGCCGGAGAGACUUUUAAACAUAAUGAACAAACGUUUCCCGGAGCUAUACUUGACGGAACCUGACUGCAUGGUUAAAAAAUGGAUCGACUCGGUGGUUUUCUGGGCUGAGUACCCAGAAAACGAACCGUUAGAGAAUCUUCUCGAAAGAACAUCAGUGAACGAAUCUUACUGGAAACGAACUUCAGACUUCGUUCAAACUCCUAUCUCAAAACGAGGUAUUGCCAAGAUUUUCCAGACGAUGAUCUAUCACUCGCCCCUUCCACGGCGAGUUUGGAUGCAGUGGAACCCUUGGGGAGGCAGGAUGGCUGAGAUAGCAUCUGAUGAGACGCCGUUUACGCAUAGAGCUGGUAACGUUUUCAUGAUAGAGCAUUUCAUGAAUUGGUAUGCACCUGGAGAUGAGCUAGAGGAGGCGUUCUUGGCCAUCUCAAGAAGCUUUAAAAAGGCGAUGACUCCGUUUGUUUCGAAGAAUCCGAGAGAGGCUUUCUUGAACUACAGAGACGUCGAUAUCGGGAUUACGAUUCCGGGGUAUAACGCAACGUUCGAAGAAGCUAAGGUUUAUGGGGACAAGUAUUUUAAAGGGAAUUACUUGAGAUUGUUUCAGGUUAAAGCCGGGUUCGACCCGACUAACUUUUUCCGGUCUCAGCAGGGGAUUCCGGUUCUUGAAUAGUCGACUGUGGGGACUGAACUAGAGAUUCAUCGGAUGUGUUAUUUUCUUGUUCUUCUUGUGGUUAUUCCAAUAUCUAAGAGAAGUCACUGAUGUAAUCUCAAUCUAUUAAUAAUAAAUGGAAUAAUCUUUACUGAUGA
Brassica rapa (field mustard) is the source of this 1760-nucleotide messenger RNA. RefSeq names its product berberine bridge enzyme-like 16. Gene Ontology annotation, molecular function: FAD binding; oxidoreductase activity. NCBI's taxonomy places the organism in Eukaryota, Viridiplantae, Streptophyta, Magnoliopsida, Brassicales, Brassicaceae. The record is from RefSeq and is a predicted model, not a curated record.